This is a messenger RNA of Drosophila erecta, 620 nucleotides long. RefSeq names its product RNA-binding motif protein, X-linked 2. Gene Ontology annotation, cellular component: precatalytic spliceosome; catalytic step 2 spliceosome; U2 snRNP. NCBI's taxonomy places the organism in Eukaryota, Metazoa, Arthropoda, Insecta, Diptera, Drosophilidae. Bases 119 to 583 code for a protein of 154 amino acids. Gene Ontology annotation, biological process: mRNA splicing, via spliceosome. Gene Ontology annotation, molecular function: RNA binding. The record is from RefSeq and is a predicted model, not a curated record. The transcript has 2 exons.
CAACGUGCACUGCUUUCUUGCUAUCGAUAAACAUUUUAAAACAGACUGAUAGUAUUUAUUGGCUAGCAGCAAGCAGUCACAUCCCCACAAAAACAUAAACAAAUAAAGCAAUUUGAAGAUGAAUCCCCUGACAAAUAUGAAAAAUGUGCUCAAACUGAGCGAGCAUGAACUGCAACAUGGAGGAAAGAAGAGCUGGCACGACAUGUACAAGGACUCAGCCUGGAUUUUCGUGGCAGGAUUUCCUUAUACCCUAACUGAGGGUGACAUAGUUUGCGUAUUCUCACAGUACGGCGAAGUGGUCAACAUUAAUCUAAUUCGAGACUCGAAAACAGGGAAGUCCAAGGGCUUCUGCUUCCUGUGCUACGAGGACCAGAGAUCCACAGUUCUGGCCGUGGACAACCUGAAUGGCAUCAAAAUCCUCGAUAGAACACUACGGGUCGAUCAUGUGGCAGAUUAUAAGCCUCCAAAGGAAAAUGAGAAGAUGGACGAGGAAACCCUGCGCCUUUAUAUGGAGGGCUGUGCGCCAAAGCCUCAGCUGCAACACAUUAAGACUGAGAAGAAAGAUAGCAAAAGUUAUAGAUGAUAGGAGUUAGCUUAAAUAUAGCAAAUACACGACCACA